GGAACGCUGUUGUCAUAGCAACAGCUUUGCAAACAAAAACGAUUUUAGUCUAAUGUCAUUUCUUAUUAUUUUAAAACAAAUUAUUUUGUGAAAAUAUAUUUGGAGAUGUCUUACCGCGAUUUAAGAAAUUUUAGCGAAGCGAUGCGCGUGCUGGGCUUUCCGAAACCGAUAUCGCUGGAGAGCUUCCGGACCCCGAACUGGGACCUGAUGGAGGAGUGCCUGCGCUGGCUGGCGGCCCGCGUCGAGCCUGACGCAGAGCUCGGCGGCGGGAAGGGCUCUGUGGAGCAGCGGGUCGCGCUCGUCACGCAUGCUAUAGCACUGUUUCACUCUCGCGCCAACAUAAAGUUGAACGGCAAGCGCGUGUACGGCGCGGACGGCUGGGCGGUGCGCGAGAUGAUGAAGGUGGCCACGCUGCUGCGGUCCGCGCUCCAGACGCCCAGCGCGGACGAGCACCAGCAGGAGACCACGCCCAUGAGCUAUGACUUCAGCAGUCGGCUUGGUGAGAUCAAGCAAGCUCGCGCUCUUGCAACAGAUAUAACGGCACAAGGUGCCUUUCUUCACGAUCUGUUGGCCAAGGAACCUGAGAAUAAGGAGCAACGUGAGCAAGCCCUGUCCCGUCCACUGGACAUGUCGGCGAUGGAGGCGAGUCUGCGGCGCGCGCUGGACGCGGUGGCGGGCAAGGUGGCCUCCGGCCGCGAGCAGAUCGACAACGUGGCCGCCAGCGAGGCCGCGCUCGACGCCAAGCUCGAGAGGAAGAGGGCUGAGCUCAUGCGGGCUGAGAAGCGACUGCACACCGUGCAGAAGAUCAAGCCUGCAUACCAGGGUGAGCUGACGUCACUGGAGAGUGAGAUCGAGCAGCUUUGGGACCAGUACGUGCUGCGGUAUCGCUGCGUGGAGGCACUCAAGCAUCAGCUUAGCGUGCUCGAGAGCGCGCAGGCUGAGGCAGCUGAGGAACAGCAGGCGGCUAUCAUGCAGCUGAUACACAAAUAUGAAGCUGAAGAUGUUCUUGGGAAACUGAGUGAUUCUGAUGACAUGGACUCUAGUGAUGAUGGCAAGGACUUGAGUGAGGUGAAACAGCCGCGCCCUGCCACCAGGCCCAAGACACGGCUGAGGAUCAAAACUGCAGGCAACGCAGCUGCAGAGGCUCGGCGUGCGUUCGGCAGCAUGGCGGCGCGCGACUCACUCGACGAGAUACGGGAUGAGGAUGACUCCAGAUCAGACUCCGAUCUGUCAGACAGGCAGAUAUAUGGUGGCGGUGAGGUCCCCUCCCGCUGGUCGCGCGCGCGGCCCCGACCCGCCACGCGCACGCUGGCCGCCGCUGAUGACGACGACUUCGCCGAUCUGAUCGAAGGUGGGCCCGGCCUCAUAGGUACCUACCUCACCACACUACUAUGCAUGCUGCAUGAUAGCGUCUACAUUGCUCUGCUUAGUUGA
Molecule: messenger RNA, 1434 nt
Organism: Trichoplusia ni (cabbage looper)
Lineage: Eukaryota; Metazoa; Arthropoda; Insecta; Lepidoptera; Noctuidae
Gene: Cluap1
Product: clusterin-associated protein 1
Exons: 10
Coding region: 106-1434 (442 amino acids)
Biological process (GO): cilium assembly
Cellular component (GO): cilium; centrosome; intraciliary transport particle B
Source: RefSeq, a predicted model, not a curated record